AUGGCGCACAGGGCGGUGUCUGUGUAUCUUCUCGCCAUUGCCUUGUUCCUCUCGUUUGCCUUCCUCUCGGCCGAAGGGAGGAGACAUCCUGUCUCCGGCAAGCUGCCAUCCUUGGCAGCCAUAGCUCCUGCUCCUCAACAUCAUGAGGGAAUUAUGAGCAGCCCCGGCGCUGGUUUUGUACGUGAGGCAAAUGGUGGUGGAAAGCCACCAACUAUAGACCGCCGCGAGGAAGGGCGCAUGGCUCAGGAGACGUCCGUGGACGAGUUUCGCCCCACAACUCCCGGCCACAGCCCUGGCGUCGGCCAUGACGUUCAUGACAAAUAG
This is a messenger RNA of Nymphaea colorata (pocket water lily), 324 nucleotides long. RefSeq names its product precursor of CEP8-like. The record is from RefSeq and is a predicted model, not a curated record. NCBI's taxonomy places the organism in Eukaryota, Viridiplantae, Streptophyta, Magnoliopsida, Nymphaeales, Nymphaeaceae. Gene Ontology annotation, molecular function: hormone activity. Gene Ontology annotation, biological process: regulation of root development; nitrate import; regulation of leaf morphogenesis. Gene Ontology annotation, cellular component: extracellular region. Bases 1 to 324 code for a protein of 107 amino acids. The transcript has a single exon.